Messenger RNA from Cyphellophora attinorum, 1695 nucleotides. RefSeq names its product putative HC-toxin efflux carrier TOXA. Gene Ontology annotation, molecular function: transmembrane transporter activity. NCBI's taxonomy places the organism in Eukaryota, Fungi, Ascomycota, Eurotiomycetes, Chaetothyriales, Cyphellophoraceae. The transcript has 2 exons. The record is from RefSeq and is a predicted model, not a curated record. Bases 1 to 1695 code for a protein of 564 amino acids. Gene Ontology annotation, biological process: transmembrane transport.
AUGUCAGAAAAGGGCAGCAUGAAGUCCGUGGAAGCGGCAGCUGAAGCGACUCCUGAAGACGGACGUCGGCGCAGUAAAGAUGUGGUCGAUCAGGACAGCAGUGAAGUAAUCAGCGCUGAGAGCGACGAGAAGGCCAUGGCGACCAUCGACGACGAGACACCCACCGACGACCCGGAAAAGAUGUCCGGACUACCUCUCUACGCCACAAUCACCGUCGUUAUAUUCAUGAUGUUCUGUCUUGCCAUAGAGAUGACAAUCAUAUCGACCGCUAUUCCGCGUAUCACAGACGAGUUCCAAUCACUUUCGGACAUCGGCUGGUACGGAUCAUCCUACUUCAUGUGCAUCGCAGCAUUCCAGCCUGCCUGGGGAAAGCUACUGAAGUACUUUCCAAUCAAAUUCGUCUUCCCUGCCGCAGCUGUCGGGUUCUGCAUUGGCUGCAUCAUAUGCGCUGUUGCUCAGAACUCAGAGACCCUCAUUGCUGGUCGCGCCGUCAUGGGAGCUCUAGGUGCAGGUCUAGCCCCGGGCGUGUAUACAGUGGUUGCCCAUAUCGCACCGCCGAAGCAAAAACCAAUGUACAUGGGAGCUCUGGGAGCUGUCUUCGGCAUUGCAAGCGUGGUCGGGCCUCCUCUGGGCGGCGUUUUCACAGAUCAUGCGACUUGGCGCUGGGUUUUCUGGAUCAAUCUGCCGAUCAUCGCUCCAGCGAUUAUCCUAUUCCUGAUAUUCUUCCGUCAGCCCAAGUCGACGUACGAGCCACACAGCACACCACUCAAGGAGAAGUUCCUGCAGCUCGAUCUUCCUGGCAGCUUCAUAAUCCUCGGAUCCGUCAUCUGCUAUCUUCUCGCCAUGCAGGAGGGCGGGACUGAGUACGCCUGGAACUCGGCCCGCAUCAUCGGCCUACUUGUCGGCUUCGGCCUGUUGCUUAUCCUGUUCUGCGUGGAGCAGUACUUCGCAGGCGAGCGUGCGGUGUUUCAGGGCAACCUAGUCAAGAAUCGCACGCUUGUUGUCAUGUGGUGGAUUGCCUUCUUCAUCACUGGCGCCUUUCAGCUUGUGCUCUAUUACGUGCCAGUCUACUUCCAGUCAACAAGAGACGUCAGCGCCGCAAGCUCCGGCGUCAAUAUACUUGCUCUCGUCCUCAGCUGUUCAUUCUUUGUCAUCCUCUCUGGUGGCAUCAUGGCAUUCUGGGGGCGAUAUGUGGAGCUGCUGCUGAUCGGAUCAGUGCCUCUGUGCGUUGGUGCUGGACUCUUGGUCACCCUUGGUCGACACACUAGUACAGGUAAGUAUGUCGGAUACGAGCUUCUGCUCGGGACUGGCAUCGGCCUCAACCUUCAGAUUCCCAUCAUGGUUGCGCAAAGCAUUGUGCCACAGAACGACGUCUCGACGGUCUCGUCUAUCGUGCUCUGGGGCCAGACCAUGGGUAGCGCUAUUCUGGUCUCUGCCGGUCAGGCCGGGUUCGCAAACAAGCUCCUUGAUGCUCUGCCCUCGGACGCUCCAAAUGUGAACCCAUACCAGGUCCUCACGAUCGGUGCAUCGGAGCUGGCAGACUUCUUCGAGGGCGACGAGCUGAACGGCGUCCUAGACGCAUACAUGGAAGGUCUGAAGGUGCCAUUCAUCAUGACCGUGGUUGUGAUGUGCGUGGCAAGCGUGAUUGUGCCAAUAGCCAAACGAGGAAGCAUCAAGGGCAAGAUACCGAUGUAG